Symbiodinium necroappetens is the source of this 1812-nucleotide messenger RNA. Lineage: Eukaryota; Dinophyceae; Suessiales; Symbiodiniaceae. The record is from the annotation of a GenBank genome assembly.
AUGUACUGCUCACCUUGGCGCGAGGAAUCGAGGCGCUACUACAACAAAGCCAGAGUGGUCGAAGUGACAGGCUCUAUCGACCUCCUUAACUGGAUCACCCACAUCGGCCCGAUCAUGGAGGACCUGUCGGACACGAGCUUGGCAUGGUGGGAGGCGACGAUGAAUGAUGUGCUCCGAUGGUACCGGUCUUAUAGCACGUCAGCUCCACUUGCUCGGUUACAACUUCGACCACAACCUUCAUCACCACUGAAGCCGGAGUGGGCUAGGGUGGAGAGGCGCGCAACAGCGAUGCUGCUCAGUGCUGUUCCCAAACAAGUGAGAGAUGAGGUUAUUUCCCAUGGAGAAGUUACGUCGUUGACGUUGUUGUGCAAGCUCUAUGCAGUUUAUCAACCUGGGAAUUUGCAGGAGAAGUCGUUGAUCCUCAAGAUGCUCGAGCAGCCCGACGAGUGCCAGACUGCUUUGGCUGCGGUGGAAGCACUUCGGAAGUGGAACCUUUGGCGGAGGCGAGCGGCCUCAGUUGGGAUAGCUGAGCCGGAUGCCUCGAUACUGCUUCGUGGUCUAGAUCGCAUCACGGGUGCAGUGGUGCGCGGGAGUGGAGAGCUCUCAUUCAGAGUGAGUUUGAUCCGGAGCACGUUGCAGAUAGACGUGUGCCCCAGCCCGAGCAGUAUUACCUCGUUCGUGCAGCACUUGCAGGCCGAGAUGGAGCAGCAGGCUAGGUACCCCCAUACUUGGAGUUUGGUGGAUAAGGGCUCGCGGCAAAAGAAGUGCCUUAACUGUGGGGCGCAGGGUCAUCGCGCCAAGGAGUGCAAGGCUCCCGGAGGUGGUUCCGCGUCUCAAAAAGGGUCUUCGAAGGGAGAUACCGUUGGGGCCAGUGACACCGGUGCUACCUCCUCUUCGACCCCCACUUCGGAGGCCUCACGUCGUGUGAACUUUGACGUUGCGGAUGUCCAGGCCAAGGUCAUCCGCGUCCUGAGCGAGCUAGAGAACUUGCCGUGCCUAGGCCCUACUGUGGCUUCCCUUGGAGCCUGGGGACGAAGUAAGAUCUUUGGGGUGAACAGCGGAAGACGAGCUCUACUUGACUCCGGGGCCACGCAUCCGCUCAGACACCCGCGUGACGAUGGUGAAUGGAGCAACGCUCAGGAUGUGAGCGUACAGCUUGCAGGUGACGCCCGCACACAGAUGAAACAGACCAUCGCGGGCACUUUGUUGAGUACCGAUGAUCUUUCACAAGUCAUAGUCCCCUUGGGGAAAGUAAUCGCCAAUCUUGGAUACCGGCUCCACUGGACAGCGCAGGCGUGUCAACUUGUCGGAUCCAACGACGAGAUCUUACCGUUGGAAAUAAGAAAUGGAUGUCCCGAGAUCGGCGAGAAAACCGCGCACUAUCUCAUCGAGCAGCUGGAGCAGCAGCAGCUUGCCGAGCUGGACAGUACCACCCAGACAAGCUUGCGGGCUCUGACGAAACUGAAGGCAAGCUGGUGGUCCUAUCUCCAGGAAUAUGUGAAAGAAGGCGAUGUGGAGCAAGCCCGCGCAGCGGUUGACAAGGCGGUCUUCUUUGACUACAAGUACGAUAUCAAAGACCGUCUGAUAAUCCCACGAUCAGAGCGAUCCGUGUGGGAUCUCUUGAAAGACAUCUCUGUGAAUAGACGGGCGAGAAAGCGGUUGUUGAGGGCGGCCGCUUGGAUAGUGAGAUGGGAUCCCCCCACAGUCGAGCGAUUCAAGGACCCGCUGAAGCAUCUUUCGUACUUUGGGGACCGGGUGUAUGUGAAUGUCAACGCCAUGGUCGUGGAUAAUGACUUCGAGGAUGUUUGGAAG